This is a messenger RNA of Cooperia oncophora, 537 nucleotides long. The record is from the annotation of a GenBank genome assembly. NCBI's taxonomy places the organism in Eukaryota, Metazoa, Nematoda, Chromadorea, Rhabditida, Trichostrongylidae.
AUGUAUCUCACCAGUGCUUUCUUCCUCUUCGCCCUUGUUGGGGGCUCCAUUCGAAGCGAGGCAUCCGCGACUGCCGCAGCACCGAAGCCGUCGAAAAGCUUGAAGGAUGAGCCUGGACCUGCCUUGGCGAACAUGAAAGAUCGCGCCGCACCAGCUCCGACUGGCAAGAAGUCGCAAGAGGUCGCAACGACCGAUAAUGAGGAUGAUGAAAUAGUUGAGCGAGAAGAUCUUGUGGAUAGAUUUGCCGAGGCGUUCAUCGGAAUGAACAGUACACAAAUCAAAACUUCCAAACUUGAGACGUGCAAUACUGUUCAAAAGUGCAAGAAGAUCUGGAGACAGAACGGACUUCACGAUUUGCUUCGAGAAUUUCUUAGCUACCGCGAUAACGAACGCGAAGAUUUGGCAAGGUUUCUCAGAGAUGAGUACCAUGUCCUUGUAGAAAUCAAGAGAAAAUUAUCUAGUGACAGUUUGGAUCGAUAUGAAGUUAAUUUCUUGUAUGACGUUCUCCGCCUGUGGAGAAGACUACAAUGUAUCUGA